Molecule: messenger RNA, 3717 nt
Organism: Electrophorus electricus (electric eel)
Lineage: Eukaryota; Metazoa; Chordata; Actinopteri; Gymnotiformes; Gymnotidae
Source: RefSeq, a predicted model, not a curated record
AUUUCCCAUCGCCUUCCGUUUCAGAUUCGAGCAAGUGCAGAUGUAAACAGUGGAUAUGAAUUUGUUGCGGAUUGGAUUUAAAUGACUGGUUAAAUGACCUCAAACUAACUACAGCGGACACGUAGCGAGAACAGUGAAGCAUGCCUAGCUCCUUCCUGUGGGCAGUAGACGUGUAUGGUAGGGUUUAUAGCCUGUCCACAGCAGGGCAGCAUUGGGAGCAGUGUCGCCAUGCCCAGCUGGAGUUCAAACGGGUCACGGCUGUGCAGCAGUGUUGCUGGGGCAUCGCCUGUGAUCACAACAUCUACCUGAACGUCCAUGCCAGCGACGUGCCCAUACGCUGCCAGGAAGAGGCCUACGAGAAUCAGCGGUGGAACCCCGUAGAUGGCUUCUCGAACCGACUGUUGCCUAGUGACCGCUGGCAGUGGAGCAAUGUGACCGGGCUGCAGCACCAGCCGCUGGACGACUUUCAGCUCCCGUCGGAGAACUGGGAGUGGGAGGCCGACUGGCACGUGGAUGAGAACUUCAGAGGAGAGCCCACGGAGAAAGGGGGGUGGACGUACGCCAUUGACUUUCCCGCCACUUACACCAAAGACAAGAAGUGGAACUCGUGUGUCCGCCGCCGCCGAUGGAUACGUUACAGGAGGUACAAGUCCCAAGACACCUGGGCUAAGAUCCCCCUGGAGCAGACGGCCUCUCUGCCCGACCCGUUUAACGACAUCAGCUGUGGAAGCUGGGAGCUUACAGAGGAACCCCGAGGAUGUCUGUGUUUGUGGGCCGUUUCUCUUCAGGGAAAGCUGUGGUUCCGGGAUGGCAUCCACCACCAUAACCCAGAGGGCUCGGUCUGGGAGGAGGUGCCCACACCGGCGGAGGUGGUGCAGAUCAGCUGUGGGCCAGCCGACCUGCUGUGGGCGGUGCUGUGGGAGGGGCAUAUGCUGGUCAGGGAAGGCAUCACCAGAGACUGUCCAAGAGGUUCGGCAUGGGGUGUGGUUGAAUCACCCAAUCCAGAAGUUGGAACUAUACACGUAGCAGUGGGAGUCAACGUAGUGUGGGAUGUGACAAAGGAUCAUAAAGUAUGGUUUCGACGUGGAGUGAAUUCCCACAACCCCUGUGGCUCAGGCUGGAUUGGCAUGGUUGGUGAGAUGGUCUAGAUCAAUGUGGGCCUCAAUGACCAGGUGUGGGCGAUCAGCUGCGAGGACCGGGCUGUGUGCUUCCGCCAGGGCGUGACGGCCAGCGAGCUGACCGGGAAGGCCUGGAAGACCGUGACUGCGUCCAGAGACAGCGAGCGUUCGCACUCCAGUGGCAGCAGCCUGCAGAGUGCUGGUUGUUUCUUCGGCGGUGAGGUCCAUCUACAGUCCCAGGCCUCUGGCUUCAGCGACGUGGACUCAGGAACGGAUAAGACUGUGGAUGGAGCCCCUUUCGAGCCCGAUGAUGCCCCCAAACCGCGAAUGCCUAAAGUAACCAGUGACAGCUUCAUCUCAGAGCUGGUGUCUGACCGAGAGGCCCAAACUGGGCGGCGCGAGGGCCCGCCGGCCACCCUUUGGCCCCACCAUUCCGGAAGAGGAGCCUUGCCGCAGACGGAGACGCAGCGCGUAUCGCUGCCCCGACCCUGGUGCUCACGCCCAAGCCGCUCCGGAGGCCUGGACCCCCAGUGGAGCAACGUAGACCUGGAGGAGGCCCAGACGCACCUGAGCGCCGUGGCCUUGGUGGACGCUUCGGACUCCUGCGGCCUCUCCUCCGCGGCUAACUACAACCUGGAGGAGCCGUACGGGGCCGACGAGCGGCCCAUCUGGGCCUGGGUCGAUGGGGGCGGCUGUGCCGUCGACUCCCACUCCCAGCUCAGCUGGUUCAACUCUUCCGCAGAGCCAUGCCGUUUGUCCAUCACUCCCGCACAGACCACUGCCUGGCACAAGCAGAUCCUGGAACAGUUCAGCGAGAGGUCCAGGAGAGAGAUGGACAACUUCAGACACUACGAGCAGGCCAUCGAACAGUCCGUCUGGGUGAAGAAGGGCUCCAUGCAGUGGUGGAGGGACUGGAAGCCUCACAAGUGGGUGGAUGUGCAGUUUGCGCUGGAGCAGUUCUCAGGACCCGAAGGCCACAAGGACGGCAUCCUGUUCAUCUACUACACCUUCAAUGAAGAGAAGAAGUACCUCCACACGUUCGUGAACGAGGUGACCAUCCUGGUGCCGGUGCUGAAUGACUCCAAGCACACGUUCGCCAUCUACACGGCCGACAGGACCAAGCAGAGGUGGCCCAUCCGCCUGGCAGCUCCCACCGAGCUGGAGAUGCACGACUGGCUGGCCCUGCUCAGUGUGUCCUGCUGCGACUCUCGAGGCAUCCGCGGCCCGCCCUCCAAACAGGCCAUCUGGUCGGUCACCUGUAAAGGGGACAUAUUCGUCAGCGAGCCCACGCCAAGCCUGGAGGCCGCGCCCUACCCGAUGGCCUGCGACCAAAUGUUCUGGCGUCAGGUGGGUGGGCACCUGCGUGUUGUGGAGUGUAACGGUCUGGGUGUGGUUUGGGGUAUCGGCUACGACCACACGGCGUGGGUCCACUCGGGCGGCUACGGCGGAGGCUUCUUUCAGGGGCUGAACAGCAGCACGGACAACAUCUACACGCAGACCGAUGUGAAGAGCGUGUACAUAUACGAGAACCAGCGGUGGAAUCCCGUGACCGGCUACACCAACAGGGGUCUCCCUACAGACCGCUAUAUGUGGAGUGACUUGUCGGGCCUCCAGGAGUGCACAAAAACCAACACCAAACCACCCUCCCCACACUGGGCAUGGAUGUCAGACUGGGCCGUCGACUACAGCGUGGCGGGCGGAACAGACAAGGAGGGUUGGCAGUACGCAGCCGACUUCCCAGCGUCAUUUCACGGUCAUAAAACCUUGAAGGACUUUGUCCGUCGCAGGCGCUGGGCCAGGAAAUGUAAACUCACCACAACUGGUCCCUGGCAGGAAGUCCCGCCCAUCCUUCUGAGUGACAUCACCAUCUGGCCAUGCGGCCCAGGGGCGGAGGUGGAGCAGGUGCCACUGUGGGCCAUCAGCAGCAAAGGAGACGUGCUGUGCCGCCUCGGGGCCUCCGCGCUCACGCCUACCGGCACGUCCUGGCUCCACGUAGGCACGGACCAGCCUUUCAAGUCCAUCUCCAUCGGAGGGGCGUUCCAGGUGUGGGCGAUCGCCCGGGACGGCUCCGCCUUCUACAGGGGCUCUGUGUCGCCCCACAGCCCUGCAGGAGACUGCUGGUAUCACAUCCCGUCCCCAGCCAGACAGAAGCUCAGACAAGUGUCGGUGGGCAGGACGUCGGUCUGUGCGGUGGAUGAAAGCGGAAACCUGUGGUACCGCCACGGCGUGACGCCCAGCUACCCGCAAGGCUCCUCAUGGGAGCACAUCUCUAACAAUGUGCGCAAGGUGUCUGUGGGGCCUCUGGACCAGGUGUGGAUCAUUGCAGAUAAGGUGCAGGGCAGCCAGAGCCUGAGCUGCGGAACGGUGUGUCGCAGGCUCGGAGUGCAGCCCGUGGAGCCCAAAGGCCAGUCGUGGGACUAUGGCAUUGGGGGCGGUUGGGACCACAUCACCGUGAGGGCCAAUGCCAUGGAGGCGGCCCGCAUUCGCAUGCCGUCGCUGAGCGACGGGGCCACGCCGCCCCGCACACCGCCGCCAGCCAGGACACAGGCCAACGUGAACGGCAGCACCGUGGGAUGCUAGCUUCCCCUCCCAACUCGCC